ACAAGGACUGUGUGCUCACGGCGCCACAUUACUCAAUAGUUUGGUUAUUGGUUAUCUCUCCACUGCAUGUAAACUGGGAGAUCCCGCUGCUGGACCCUGCGGAUCAAUCAAGCUAUUGCCUUAGUUGGGGCUGCUCUCUGAAUGCCAGAUAUAUAAUCUGAUGGUACAGCGAUUAAUCCACAUAUUCAUUUAAUGACGUCAGGCUUGCAGAGAAAGACAUCAAUAGGAAAAAGGGAAGGUUAGAGCUCUGAUGCGGAGAACAGAAAAGUACUGUUUACUGAACGCAAUGGUACUUAUUUGAGGACAAACUGAUCUGGAACGACCACCAGCCAUUACAAAUAGAUCAAAGCCAAACCAGAUAAAAGGCAGUCAGGGCCAUUUAGCUGCUUCUUUGCCCCACUUUCCUCUGUCACCCAAUCUCCUAAGCAGAACAAUGAUGAUGCUCAGGCUAAACAAAGCUCUAAGAAUAUGCUCUUUAAAAACAAAUUGGGACUAAAGUAGUCAUUUCUUUCAGAAUGUUUAUUUUACGUGUUUACGGACGGUUUCAAAAGUUAUAAUCGACUGAAAUAUGAUUUCAUAUACCAGCUGAAACAUGGAGUAUGUUGCUAUAUGUUUCCAGCUAUAUGUAUAGCAAAAAGAAAUUUAAAAAAGGCAUUUUACCAUUCAGUGGCUUGUUUAAUUCCAAACAUUUCUCAGCAGCUUACGUUAAUGGGAACAAAAGGAAGUUACCAAAUGCAGUUUACGUACAAAGCCUCAAGUAAUUUGUCUCUGCUCUGCAAGUCACAUGACUUGUGGUCAUGGUAAAAAAAAAGACGCUUACGGGAAAGAACUAUCAACAUCAGGUUGAUAACACCAGUGCAAUCAAAUACACAACAUAAGAUAAGCCAUUACUUUCGCUUUCUAUUUGCAUUCACAAACAAAGACUUUUAGUCUGAAAACUUUGGGUGUUUGCUAUGAAUUGUUAAAUUUAAACAUUAGAAAACAUGUUGCAAUGGUACAGUUACUCAACAGUUUAUAUAAGGAUUUUCUCAUUUCCUCUUCCAAUACAAAAAAUAAGCAUAAAAAUCUAGAUAUUCAGCACUGAAGAAUGGCACAGAUUCACCUCUUCCACUACAAUGGAUGGGAGCCACGUCACUGGGAACCCAAAAAUUUACGCCCAUUGGGUUUGUCAAAUCAUGAUUUAAAGGAUUCCAGAUCAGCAGCACUGUCUUAGAAUAAAUACGCUCGACAUGGUUCGCAUGAUAAAUAAAUACAGCAUUCACAUCACUUUCAACAUAAAAGCCAUGUGAAUGCAUAACAUCUGUGAGGAUCGAUGGGCUGAUUGAAAUGUAUAUCACAACAGUUAUGGUAACCCAAGUUUCAAGCAUAUCUACUUAAAUAACUGGAUAAUGGUUUUAUUUUAAUUCUAAAUGUUUAGAAAAAUUAGACAACAAUGUUGAAGUUUUAUAUUUCAUAGUCAAUUUUUAUUUUUGUUGACCUCAAUUGAGAAGCCAGGUGUAAAUACAAAGCCUGAUGCAGUUAGUACUUUAAACAUACAGAUGGCAGACACCAGUAUCUUCAUUCUGAGUUUUGCCCUGAAUAAAGAUCGAAAAUUUCUCUGGUUCGAAGAGACAAGGGUGCUUGCAGUUGCAUUGUUGGAGCAGGACACAAGUAGAGCGUAUUUGACGACACAAAGCACAACGGUUGACAAAUAUCUAAUAUGAAAUACAGCAACACCCAAGACACUGAUGUAAGAGACAAUACAUUGACUGAUGUAUGACAGACAUACCAACCAAUAAUAUCAACCAUGUCCAUCAUGCAUGAUUUCUAGACACAGCCCUUUCAUUAAGAAGCCCUACAACAAAUUGAAACUUUUCAACAACUGAUCUGAAAUGUGGUCAACACAUAAGACAGAUGCAGCUGAAAGAAGUCACCCACAAAUGACACCUGGUUCAAGCACAGCAGACUCCAGCCCUGGUAGGUAACUAAUGUUCCAUCCAGUGUACAGUACAUUAUACAGUCUCAUAAAGGGACGAAAACAAGUCAAAAUGGUGGCAAGCCUUGCUUUUAUUGACUUAUACUAGAGACAUUCUGGAUGCACAAUAGUGACAAUAGCAUGAAUGAGUCAGAUCAUGGUGUCUACCAUCCGUCACACCGCUUGUAUAUUACUUAUGGGAUGUAUAAACAGUGGUCUCGAUGUUCCUACUUUUAAGACCUCGCAAUACUUUCAAUUUGAUGGUGAUUCCACAUUGGAAAUCCUGUAAUAUGAAUCUGUACGGCAAAUGUCAGUUCCAAAUAUAAUUUUGGACAGAAAACAGGAGACUACUAUCGCUACGUCCGACUGAAUCGGGUGUCUGGGCUUUCUGAAGAUGAUAAGAGAAUAUGGGCGAGGCUCAGAGAAAACCAACCGAUCUUCCACAUCAAAAGUAGCCAGCUGAGAUGGUUGAGCCGCUUCUGGUGAGGGGAUCACGGCAUGUCCAUGGGAAACACUGUGGAUUCUAAAAAAAAAAGACUGAAAUGGAGACUUUUGUUUUUCUGUUUUCAUUCACUGCCCUCGGUGUCCUUUAUGCCAUGAACACCAAUCCUGCAUUACAAGAGCCGUACGUGAUCCUGGUUAUUGGCGCUGUGGUUUUGGUUGCAGUGUUUCUGUUCUACUUCCAUCUGACCCGCAGCAACCCCCCGAAGGAUUUCUUAUUCUUUGUGUUUACAGAAUUUUCCUUCACCUGUGUCAUUGACCUCACAAGCGCGCUGGAGUAUGACGGCUUUAUCUCUGGUUUCAUGGAGUUUUACCGGAAGACAGGGGAACCUUAUCUGGGCACAGCAUACGCCAUCAUGAUGUGUUACUGGGAUGGAAUAGCACACUUCGUCUUGUACCUGGUGAUGAUCAGCAGGAUAGCAGACAGGAGAGCCUACCGAACAGUGGGCUUGUUUUGGGCUGGCUCCUUAUGCGCAAACAUGAGCGUGUUUAUUACUGGCAUUGUUGUAGGUAAAUACGGGUCGGAGAUACGCCCUGCCUUUUGGCUCAACUUUCUCUUCCUUGUGAUGCCUGUGUUAGGGGCCAUUACUCUGUUUACCAGAUCCAAAGACCGACCUCUAACUGGAGGUUACAAUGCUCAACAUGCCCAAAGCAUGAAGCUUAUCUGGCGCCCCCUGGAUCUUUUGUUGGUGAUCCUUCUGUUAGCUGCCAUGGGCUUCACCAUCCUGCGUGGAUUAGCUGCCUUGGACUCUCCUCUUGGGGCCACGUCCAUCUACCUGAGGCAGUACGAGCCCUACUUGAAAGAUCCUGUGGGCUUCCCCAGAGUUAUGAUGCUACAUCAGUUCUUCUACGGGCUUCCAGUCAUGGGUGCCUUUAUCUACGGUCUCCUUAAGCCGGGAUGUACCUGGAUGUCAGACUGGACUGUGUUCUUUGCAGGAGCCAUGAUACAGUGUCAGUGGGCUCACAUCGGAGGGUCACUCCACCCGCGAACCACUGCUCCAUUUCGGAUACCAAGCAUCACUUUCUCCUCAGUUCUGGCGGCUAACCUACUGUACACUCUCACUCCUGUCCUGGUUGCCCUGCGAGUGCACAGUAAUCCCUAUUUCUUCCUGAAGAUUGCUCCUUUCCCAGGACAGACUGGCCUGCCAAACAGUGAGGAGAAGGAUACCAAAUACAAAAACAAGUGAUCCUAUUUAAUGUUGAAUAAAUUCCCCCCCAGGUUACCAUAUAUGCCUCUGAGAUUACUUUUUAUAUCCAUGUGAGAGUGUCAUGCUAACAGUGAAAUAAUGUUUGUGUUAAAACUGAAUGGUGCAUUCUGUCUGAGAGAGAAGAGAUCUGAUGAUUACACGCAUUUUUGCUUUCACUCCACUUGAGCAGCAUGAUAACUGACAAUGGUCUAUGAAUGAGUUAAGGAUUCACAUGGAAACAUAUCUGCUCACAAAAAUGGAUGUAAUUAUUAGUAGUAUAAUUCUGCAGACUGCAGUCAGAUUUUUGUGCAACUGUUGGUGCAGCAAUUGGUGGCUCUAAAUUGUCCAUGGGUCUAUAUUUUUGCAAUAAAUUCAUCACCCCCCUUGGAAGUGCUAUACCUGCUGCUUGAAGAAUUUGACUGAACAGCGCAACAACUAAUUUUACAUCAGACUCUGCGCAAAGGGAGCAAAACAUGACGACGGAAAAAUGAAUGCAACAUUGGUAUUUUCUUAGUGGCUAUCCCAAAGGAAAUAAAUACAAAUAAAAUAA
Synchiropus splendidus (mandarinfish) is the source of this 4192-nucleotide messenger RNA. It is a transcript of the gene tm6sf2b, whose product is annotated as transmembrane 6 superfamily member 2b. Bases 2497 to 3642 code for a protein of 381 amino acids. Gene Ontology annotation, cellular component: endoplasmic reticulum-Golgi intermediate compartment membrane; endoplasmic reticulum membrane. The record is from RefSeq and is a predicted model, not a curated record. NCBI's taxonomy places the organism in Eukaryota, Metazoa, Chordata, Actinopteri, Syngnathiformes, Callionymidae. The transcript has 12 exons. Gene Ontology annotation, biological process: regulation of lipid metabolic process; lipid homeostasis.